AUGAAUACUUGGCCCCAGGAGCAACAUCAAGCCCAACAUGAACCACCUUGGGCUCAGGCUGUUCCACCUCAGCCCACACAGCAGUCAAAUUGGCCACAACCCACUUCCAGCACUCCACCCCAACAACAAGUAAAUUCAUGGCCUUCUACUCAGGCACAGCCUCAAACACCUGUCAGCAUCUGGACGCCACAGUCACAGCAUGCACCUAUGAAUGCCUCCACAUCUAUAGUAAAUACCCAACCAUCUCCAAAACUCUGGCAUCCACCACAAAAUCCUCCGCAAAACCAGAUUCCUCCUCCUCCACCUCGCCGAAUGCCCUCGUUCACUGUUGGGGAAAGAGCAUCAUCACCAGUUAAUCCAAUGGCCACAGUCUUAAAUCCUAAAACAUCAGCAGGUACAGCUUUUGAAAUGCCAGUUGUUAAAGGCAAAGGAGCUGACAUGUUCGCCAAGCGGCAGUCUCGAAUGGAGAAGUUUGUUGUGGAUUCUGAGACUGUGGAAGCAAACAAGGCAAGCCGGUCAACAUCACCUGCAGCUUCCCUACCGAUUGAAUGGAAAUAUACUCCCAACGCAGUUGGCAGAAGCUACUCCCUUUCGCCACCAGCCAGGGUGUUAUCCUCAGGCCAGAAAUCAGCCUCUGCUUCUUCUUCGCCCAAGCCUCCAAUUCGAGCCUACACAGCUCCCCCAGCAAGGCAGACAUCCUGGCUGGAAAAAGGCUUCAAACCCCUCAGCCCCUGGGAGGCUGCUUCCCGCCAUCCCCAGGGCUUGGUAGAAGAGGCGUUUGCUUUUCAGAAUCUCCAGCAAUCUCUCAUUUCAAAUGUUCAUUUGGCAGCCCACCGUAAAAUGCUUCCCAAGGUGCCAGCAGAAUGGAGGGCCAGGGUUUCUUACCAAGCCCAGCAGAAAAUAGGCAGUCAGACUUGGAGUCAAAGCCAAAGUCAGAGUCGUGCUCCACUUUCAUCAUUCAUGCCCCAAGCAAAGAGUCUUGUUUCCUCCCCUGUCAGGAGUCAAGUGAGUUACAGGUCUCUGCCCAGACAGUGGCAGCCUCAGAGGUAUGUGGCAGAGGCAAACCUGAGGCCCUCUGCAUCUUUGUCUGAGUGGAACAAGCGCUUGGAAAAACAAGCUCACAAGUCUGUGUAUACCAGCAGUACCCACAGUUGGAGG
Messenger RNA from Menidia menidia (Atlantic silverside), 1158 nucleotides. NCBI's taxonomy places the organism in Eukaryota, Metazoa, Chordata, Actinopteri, Atheriniformes, Atherinopsidae. The record is from the annotation of a GenBank genome assembly.